AUGCUGUCCGAACAGGUGCGGGAAUCGUUGAAGAGAUUCGCCUACUCGGGCCACAUGUUGACGCGUACAGAGCGACUGGAAGCCCUACGACAGAGUUGUGCGACGUCGAAUCCUACUCCAUCCUCGGAGGGGGUUGAGCCCAUUCGGUGUGUUUCGCGGAUCCACCGCCCUCGGAUAGCAAUUUGCAGCAUUUCGACGCAUUUUCCCACAUCCCCUACUGGACCCUGCUGCCUUAUGCGCCAUAAACCGCUACCACACCAUAUAAAUUCACAUACUGCAUUAUGCUAUACCAAAAACAUUUGUGCAAUUUCUCCAAUUCUCGUGACCGAGUAG
Molecule: messenger RNA, 333 nt
Organism: Protopolystoma xenopodis
Lineage: Eukaryota; Metazoa; Platyhelminthes; Monogenea; Polystomatidea; Polystomatidae
Source: the annotation of a GenBank genome assembly